Messenger RNA from Carassius auratus (goldfish), 1527 nucleotides. RefSeq lists its product as uncharacterized. The transcript has 6 exons. NCBI's taxonomy places the organism in Eukaryota, Metazoa, Chordata, Actinopteri, Cypriniformes, Cyprinidae. Gene Ontology annotation, cellular component: external side of plasma membrane; B cell receptor complex. The record is from RefSeq and is a predicted model, not a curated record. Gene Ontology annotation, biological process: B cell receptor signaling pathway; B cell differentiation. Bases 473 to 1258 code for a protein of 261 amino acids.
GAUGUCAGGCGAGUUCUUUGUGGUGCUGAUUUUCAUUUCAUGUUUGUGUCUCUGACCUGUUUUCACGCCUGUAAACCUGUGAGCAUUACUUCAAAGCAGCGUUCACAUUUUCACCCACUUUAAGAGCGAUUUCCAUUUGUGAAGACCAUUGUUUGGUUGACUUAACUCUAGUACAAUCUAGUAGACUUAAGCCUCUACAGGAAGACAACUCGUAAACUCUUUCAUAAGGUAUCAAUAGAUAGCUCUAUUCAUAUAUGCAUGACCACACAGGAACCCGUCUAGAUAUCUCUGCCAGAGCUUUAACUAUAACCACGAGCGAGAGGAAGAUUCACACGUCCUCGUUUAAAGACGGCAGGUGUUGUGUUCAUUGAAGUUGAAUCUAUCUUUUAAAAGAGUCUUUUUCUUCUUGUUCAGACCAUUUUGUUUUGAGGGGGGGUUAUUAUUGAAGACCCGCUCUGUGCCCAUCUUAGGCAUGGAUGGACUGUGCAGUAUUAUCCUUGUUCUUUUACUCACAGCAGGAGCUUUCAAUAUUACCCCUGAAGAGGAGAAAAUUAACGUCCAUCUGGAACCAAAGUACAUUGAAGUUUGUGAAGAAGCUUCAGUCACAUUCAACUGCACUUUUCAGCCUCGUGGAAAGUACAAAGUGAGCUGGCAUUAUAGCCAGACACCUUAUUUAGACUGUGAAACAGAAAACAAGAUACCUGAAGGACAGAGAUUUUUUAAAGAGGAAGAUGAAGAUUGGUCAACACUCAACAUUACUUUUAACAAAGCCAGUGAGAGCGGAUGGUACUUCUGCAAGGUUACAAAAGACAUCCCGGUUCUCUUACGAUACUGCAGUAAUGGAACACAGGUUAUAGUCGAUGCCACUAGCAAUAGCACCAGCAGCACAACCAGCACCAGAACCACAGAAUCUCAGAAUCAGACAACAGCACAUUUACCUACAACUUGCAUGAACAAUGAUACAACAACCUCCACACCACCCAUGAUAUCAAAGGAGAAGUCUACUCAGUGGUGGAUAUGGCUAGCAUUGGCUGUUGGAUGCGCGGUACUUCUUGUGUCAAUUGUUGUCAUAUGCAUUUUGACACGCAAACCUGAAGACAUCAUUUAUGAGAACACCAAACCAGUGGAAUCGAGCUGCUGGGGGCGAAACAAGGCUAAGAAGGACAUCUGCGACCUGCCUUUGUCCAAAAAAACGGACACCAUUAAACCACUGAGGAAGUACGACACUCUUUCAAGCAACAGAAUCCGAAGGCCUUAAGUAUUAAAUAUGAAAGAAUGACCUAUCCUCUGAAAACACAUUAAUUAUAUUAAAAACCUUACUGUACACACAUAUUUAUUGUAAUGUUGCAUUUCCCGAUAAGAUGGGAAGCUGUAAAUAUAUAAGGCUGUUUGUUUUGUUUUUUCUUCAGAAAGAGAUACAUGAGAAAACCUGAUUUUUUGUCCCUUAAUGACUUUCAGUUGUGUCAAACCGAAACAUUUUGUGGUUAUAAAUGUGAAAACCACCAAAAAUAAAACUCUGUCACACUU